Molecule: messenger RNA, 3097 nt
Organism: Drosophila busckii
Lineage: Eukaryota; Metazoa; Arthropoda; Insecta; Diptera; Drosophilidae
Gene: Kr-h1
Product: Krueppel homolog 1
Biological process (GO): regulation of transcription by RNA polymerase II
Cellular component (GO): nucleus
Molecular function (GO): DNA-binding transcription activator activity, RNA polymerase II-specific; RNA polymerase II cis-regulatory region sequence-specific DNA binding
Source: RefSeq, a predicted model, not a curated record
UGCUUUGGACUGAUUUACAAACAUUAAAAACAAAAAGUGUAGUUUACAAAGAUCUCAACUUAAGAACAACUCUCAAGACUAAUUUAUAUGGACUGCAAACAUAAAAUCAAAAAUUAAACAUGACUGAACGCCAUACUGAGAAAAAGACUUGGACAUCCAAGCAAAAUUGGAUUAAGGAUGUGCUCAACAAAUCGGGCACGGAACUGCUGGAUAUAUCUAAAAAUAAAACAAAAGCAGCACAAAAGAAAACAAAUGAUAAAGAUUCAUCCACAACCAACAUGGUAUAUUAUUCCGCUAAUCAGCUGCUCAUAAAGACGGAGCAACCAAGUCAGACGCAGUUCUGUCUACAGACGCCACUCACAGCAACAAGCAGUGUUGGCCUCAAUGUGGCACCACCUAGCGGUCAGCAUGAGCAAUACGAGCUGCUGCAGACGCCACAGCAGCGACAAUUGCAGCUGCAACAGCAACAGCAGCAACAACAACAUCAACAGCAGCAGCAGCAACAACUUGCCAAUUAUCAAUUAAAUUUGCAACAACAACAACAACAUGAUAGUAUUACAACAACAACAGCAGCAGCAACGACAGCAACACAGCAACGUAUCAAAACAGAGCUGCCACUGUCAUAUGCAGCUGCCACGCCCGCCUCCGCCUCCACAGCCAAGGCGAUGCCUGCAUCAGCUGCGCCCGCUCGCAAGCCCAACAAACCUCAAUUCAAGUGCGAGCAGUGCGGCAUGACCUUUGGCAGCAAAUCCGCCCACACGUCCCACACCAAGUCGCAUGCCAAGAAUGCGGAGCUGGCCAUGGGCCUCAAGGGCAGCAGCAGUGGUAGUGGUGCCGUCAUGGCCGUCGCUAGCUCCAGCGCCAGCUCACAGCCCAUUGAGCUGAACGAGGCGGGUCUGCCGGUGGGCAUACCAAAGAGUCCGACGAUCAAGCCGCUGCCCAAUGUCGCAGCCGGCGCCGAUCCCUAUCAGUGCAAUGUGUGCCAGAAGACAUUUGCGGUGCCAGCGAGACUGAUUCGUCACUAUCGCACCCACACUGGCGAGCGUCCGUUCGAGUGCGAGUUCUGCCACAAGCUGUUCAGCGUGAAGGAGAACCUGCAGGUGCAUCGACGCAUCCACACCAAGGAGCGUCCGUAUAAAUGCGACGUAUGCGGCCGAGCCUUCGAGCACUCCGGCAAACUGCAUCGCCACAUGCGCAUCCACACGGGUGAGCGUCCGCACAAGUGCUCCGUCUGCGAGAAGACUUUCAUACAGUCCGGCCAGCUGGUCAUCCAUAUGCGCACGCACACCGGCGAGAAGCCGUACAAGUGCCCGGAGCCGGGCUGCGGCAAGGGAUUCACCUGCUCCAAGCAGCUCAAAGUGCACUCGCGCACCCACACGGGCGAGAAGCCCUACCACUGUGACAUCUGCCUGCGUGACUUUGGCUACAAUCACGUGCUGAAGCUGCAUCGCGUGCAACAUUAUGGGGCAAAGUGCUACAAGUGCACCAUUUGCGAUGAAACAUUUAAGAACAAGAAGGAAAUGGAGGCGCACAUCAAGGGCCAUGCCAAUGAGCUGCCCGACGAUGAGGUCGAAGCAGCAGCGGCCGCUGCCGUUGCAGCCGCCAAUGGCUCCAGCUCCAGCAUUGCCAGCAAUUCGGACAACAGCAACAAUUCGCCGCCCAGUUCGCCGCCAGCGGUGAAGAAACCGCGUCAAGCACGCAGCGCCAAGGCGACAGUCGUUGCUGCUCCGUUGUCGCCCAGCUCGGUGAGCUCUACGUAUUCCCAAGCCAGCAGCAUGGCAGCAUCGUCACCGCAAUAUAUGACGCCGCCGCAGGCGCUGCAAGAACCGGAUGCACUUAGUCGUGACAGCUGCGUGUCUAGCGCGCCAGCUGCGCCUUCCUACAUCGAUGAGGAGCUGCCCACAGAUCUGAGCAUGCAGCAGGCGCCGACGCCAGCGCUUUACUAUCCAGCUCAGCAUGCCAGCUUGCUGGAACUGCAGCCACAGCAGCCCAGCAGCAGCUCCUCGAACUCCAUCAAUCCAGCGCUGCUUGAGGCCGCCAGUUUGGCCAGACGCGAUCAUGACAUCGUUGUUGAGGAUGAUGAUGUGCAAACGGCUGCGCUGCAAAUGAUGCAGCUGCGACGUGGACAUGCUGCCACGCCCACGCCCACAGCACAGCCUACGCUGCAUGUCAGCGAUCUGGCGGCCAACUAUGAUGAUACGCAUGAAGCCAAUGUGCUUAUUGAGCAUUUCAAGCGCGGCGAUCUGGCGCGUCACGGACUACACAAAGGCUAUGCGCCAGUGCCCAAGUAUGAAUCUGCCCUGCCCAAUCCGGAUAUAGUGCGUCGUGUGGAGGCGGCCAUUGGUCUGCGUUCCAGCACCGAGUCGCCGGAGCGCAGCAGCUCGCCGGAAAGUGAUUCCUUAAUGAUGGCCGAUCGCAAUGUUAUGACUUUGCCGCUGCGCAAGCGCAAGCAUUAUAUGAAUGAAGCUGAAUCCAAUCCAAUCAAUAGCGCUGGCGAGGCACAGGCCACAGCUGCGGCUGCAGCAACUGCUGCUGGGGGGGAUGGGGGCAACAAGGUGAUGCGCAUGAGUUCGGUUAUACAGUUCGCCAAGGCAUCGUAGUGGGCGUGGCGCUCUAAGCAACCAAUCAGCAUAAAGACUGUUUAACAAAUUCUAACUGAAAUUAGUUUUACUUUGAGCUAAACACACACACACACAUACAUACAUACACACACACAGAUACAAACUUCAGUUUGUCUCUUUAAUUUAGCAGCAAGAAAUGCCAAAAGUAUUAUAAAAGAAUGCGAGAAAUUUGUUUAUUUAAAUUAACUAAUGUACUAUUAUGUUUAUAUAGUUAACUAUGUUUGCUUGAGCAUCAUCAAUUUUGUUGUUUGUUUCAUUUGUUUAAUUCUUGUCAAUUGUGUGCUUCUUCUUAUCUUUAAUUUCCUGUUUCGUUUGGCAUUAAGCGAAAUUGCAUCACACAAAUGUAAACAUUAAGGCGCAGCACGCCCUCAAAAAAAACCAUAAACAAUAAUAUUAUGAAUAAUUAUAUUACUUGCAUACCUCUUAAAACAAAAUUAAUUUAUGCUAAUUAAGGCCAUAUUGGCAGCAAAUACAUA